AUGGCACCAAUAGCGGUCGAACCCAGCCCAUAUGAUGGCACAGCAAACAAUGAUCUUAAAGAUAUUCAAUUCACAGAUACCAUACGAUUUUACCUCAACGAUAAACUCCAGGUGGUGAAAAAUCCAGAUCCGGAGGAGCGACUCAUUGACUAUAUCAGAAAUGAGGCUGAUCUCAGAGGCACAAAAGAAGCAUGUUCGGAAUCGGGAUGUAAUGCUUGCUCUGUUACCAUUGCAUCCAUUUCAUACACAGACACGGAUUAUCCAGAGCGCCCACAGGUUCACUAUCGGUCCGUAAAUUCAUGUGUUACUCCUUUGAUUCUUGCAGACGGCAAGCAAGUGAUCACAGUUGAAGGUGUUGGCUCGUCUAAAAACCCACAUCCAGUUCAGGAGAGAAUUGCUAAAUUCCACGGUUCACAGUGUGGAUUUUGCACACCUGGUUUUGUGAUGUCUUUGUAUGCGUUGCUAAGGGAGAAAAAUGGCCACGUGUCGGUUGCAGAAAUUGAUGAAGCAUUGGAAUCAAAUUUGUGCAGAUGCACGGGCUACAUGCCAAUCUAUGAUGCGGCAUAUUCGUUUGCGUACGAUUCUGAUAAUUACAACAGGGAGAAGAUCAGACCUUUCCUCAAGAAGAAGGACACGAGUUCUGAGACUGGAAAUGACUUGUAUGGCGGUUCAGUGUGUGCGUUAGGAACCAAAUGCUGCAGAUACAAGUCUGGAAAAGAGAAAGCUGACGAAGAAUGUGAUAAGUCUGCAUCCAAUUCGGACAUGGAGAUCGAUAUGAACAAAAUAUUCACACCAAACGGUCUGCCAUUGAAGCCAUACAAUCCGGCAGCAGAUUUGCCGUUCCCUCUUAAACUUUCCAGGAUCAACCCUAAGCCAAUUUGCUACGGAAAUGAGCGAAAGAUGUGGUUUCGCCCCGUGACUAAAGAACAAUUUCUAGAGAUAUACAGAAUCUAUCCGGAUGCCAAAAUUGUCGCCGGAGCAUCGGAGGUUCAGAUCGAGGUGAAGUUCAAGGCUGCCAAUUACAAGGUGAAUAUUUAUGCUGGGGACGUCAAGGAACUCAAAGGAUGGUCAUACGAGAAGGGGAAGGGUUUAACAAUUGGAGGUGAUAUUCCAUUGAUCGAGUUAGAAUCUAUCUGCGGUGAUUUGGCAAAACGGUUGGGUAGAACUGCAGCUGGACAGACAUACAACGCAAUUGAGGAGCAGUUGAAGGUCUUUGCUUCUAAAGCUGUUCGUAAUGUGGCCACUCCGGCAGGUAAUAUCGUGACAGCAUCGCCAAUUGCGGAUCUAAAUCCAAUAUUUGUGGCUUGUGGUGCAAUCAUAACGGCGGAAAAACUGACUGAGGAUGGUAAACUAGAAAAGACGCACAUUGAUAUGCGUGACAACUUCUUUACUGGGUACAGGCGGCACAAAUUACCUGCAUCAUCGGUGAUUACCGAGAUCUUCAUCCCAGAUACUGCAGAUAACGAAUACAUCCACUGCUAUAAGCAGUGCAAGCGGAAAGAUGACGAUAUCUCCAUUGUCACUGCCUGCUUGAGAAUGCAGCUAGAUGACGAAGGAAAUGUGCUCGAUUCAACAUUAGUCUACGGUGGUAUGGCUCCUAUAACCAAGAACUCACCAAAGGCCGAAAAAACUAUCAAGGGGAAGAAUAUUUACAACUCAUCAUUUAGCGAGGAAUGCUGUAAGUGCCUUAGUGAAGAUGAUUAUAAGAUGCCAUACGGCGUUCCUGGCGGUGCUGCCUCGUAUAGAAGAUCCCUAACAUUGUCCUUCUUCUACAAAUUUUGGCAGUACGUUUUGGCCACAGCGCCAAUUCCCAAGGCUAACGUUGCCACGAUCCAGUAUAGGGAUGCUCUUCUGGAUGUUGAUUCGUUGAGUGAAGUGACAAGAGUCCAAAAGCAUGGCUACAGAGAAAUGAACACUCCAGGGCACAAGACUGGAAUCAUUGGCAAGCCUAUCGUUCAUGUGAAUGCAAUAAAACAGGCAACAGGCGAAGCUCAGUAUACCAAUGAUAUUCCACCAUUGCACCGCGAACUAUUUGGUGUGCAGGUGAUGUCUGAAAAGGCGCAUGCUAAGAUUCUCUCCGUGGACUGGAGUGAGGCCUUGGAAGUGGAAUCAGUUGUUGGAUACGUAGACAUUAACGACUUGCCUAACAAGGAGGCCAAUCUUUGGGGCAAUUUACCCUUUGGAAAGGAACCUUUCUUUGCAGAUGGUGAGGUGUUCUUUGUUGGCCAGGCUAUUGGUGUUAUCCUUGCCUCAAGUAAAGAGAGGGCCUAUGAGGCAUCUAGAAAAGUUAGAGUUGUGUACGAUGAGCUUCCCCGAAUCAUCUCCGUUGAGGACGGUGUGCAACAGAAGUCGUUCUUUCCAGACAGGAGAGAAGUCAAGCUUGGGGAUUGGGAAUCUGCAUUCAAGAACAGUAAAUAUUAUCUUGAGAACACUGCGAGAUUAUCGGCCCAAGAACAUUUCUACUUCGAGGUUCAGAACUGCCUCGUUAUACCACAGGAAGGUGGUGAGCUCAAGGUGUAUUCUUCCACACAAAAUCCUACCGAGACCCAGUUGUGUGCCGCACAGGUCACGGGUGUUCCUGCAAACAGAGUCAUAUGCCGUGUUAAAAGACUCGGAGGUGGAUUUGGUGGUAAGGAGACCAGAUCUAUCCAACUUUCGAGUUUGGCGGCAGUUGCAGCCAGAAAGUUUAAUCGUCCAGUCAGGUUGGAACUCAACCGAAGCGAAGACAUGAAAACUUCCGGUGAAAGACAUCCAUUUUUGGUAAAGUACCGGGCCUCGUUGGACGAAGAUUUAAAGUUCACUGGAUUGGACAUGGUUCUUUAUGCGAAUGCUGGUUGGUCGAUGGAUUUGACUCGUGGUGUCAUUGACAGAUCCGUUCUCCAUGCAUCAAAUGCUUAUUACAUUCCUAAUGCUCGGGUUUGUGGCAUACCAGUGAAGACCAACAUUGCCUCUAACACGGCAUAUCGGACGUUUGGUGCCCAGGCUGGAUUCUAUGCGAUUGAGUCUGUUGUGACGGAGUUCGCCGAGAAGCUUGGUGUGGAUCCGGAGGAAAUAAGAAGAAGGAAUUACUUGAAGCCAAAUUGUGGUGAGGUGUUCCCAUACAAGCAGGUAGUUGGUGAAGACAUCACGAUUUCCAACGUGGUGGAUGAAAACUUGAAGGAGUGCAACUACAAGAAGAUGAAGCAGAAAAUCAAUGAGUUCAACAAGCAUUCAAAAUGGAUAAAGCGUGGUAUAGCACAAAUUCCCGCAGUGUUUGGUGUUUCGUUCGGUGUUCUUUUCUUGAAUCAGGCUGGUGCUUUAGUCCACAUUUAUAACGAUGGCUCCUGCUUGAUUUCAACUGGUGGUGUUGAGAUUGGCCAGGGUAUUAGUACCGUGAUGAGGAUGAUUGCAGCUGAAGAAUUGGGCGUUCCGUUUGACAAGAUAUUCUUGAGCGAGACUUCUACCGAAUGUGUUCCUAACACAUCAUCUACUGCAGCUUCUUCCGGAUCCGAUUUGAACGGAAUGGCGUUAAAGGAUGCAUGCAUGAAGCUUAACAAGCGUUUAAAGCCGGUGAAGGAUGCAAUCACGAAGGAAAAAGGUGACAAAUGGACGUGGGAGGAGUUGAUCACAAAGGCCUACUUGGACAGAGUCUCAUUGAGUGCAACUGGAUUCUACAAGACGCCAGAAAUCGGCUUUGAGUGGGGAGAUGAGAAUCCUAAACCCGCCUUUUUCUAUCACACUCAGGGAUCUGCUGUAUCUGUAGUCGAAGUAGAUACGUUAACCGGUGAUUGGAGUUGCUUGGAGUCACACAUCAAGAUGGACUGUGGACGGCCGUUAAAUAAAGCAAUCAUAUACGGUCAAAUUGAAGGAGCUUUCGUCCAGGGAAUGGGCUACUUUACCAUGGAACAGUCAUUAUGGUUAAGCAGGACAGGAGGGCUGGCCACAACCGGUCCUGGUGCCUACAAAAUUCCAGGGUUCAGGGAUACUCCACAACGAUUUGUGCUAUCAAUGUACAAGGGAAGCGAUUUCAGGCAUUUGAGAACCAUUCAUUCAUCUAAGGGAGUUGGUGAACCACCAUUUUUCCUUGGUGCAAGUGUCCACUUUGCCCUCAGAGAUGCAAUUGGACAUGCAAGAAGACAGAAUGGCAUUGAAUCGGGAAGUCAGGGCUUGAGAUUCCGGGUUCCUUUGACUACUGAGAGAAUCAGAGUUGAUUGUGGUGAUAAGCUUGCCAAACAGUCGUUUGUGGCAGCCAAAGAGGGCGAGGAGGAAUUCUUUAUCGAGGGAUGA
Messenger RNA from Brettanomyces bruxellensis, 4266 nucleotides. RefSeq lists its product as uncharacterized. The record is from RefSeq and is a predicted model, not a curated record. The transcript has a single exon. Lineage: Eukaryota; Fungi; Ascomycota; Pichiomycetes; Pichiales; Pichiaceae. The coding region runs from base 1 to 4266 and encodes 1421 amino acids. Gene Ontology annotation, molecular function: oxidoreductase activity; FAD binding; iron ion binding.